This is a messenger RNA of Salvia miltiorrhiza (redroot sage), 1449 nucleotides long. RefSeq names its product 26S proteasome non-ATPase regulatory subunit 7 homolog A-like. NCBI's taxonomy places the organism in Eukaryota, Viridiplantae, Streptophyta, Magnoliopsida, Lamiales, Lamiaceae. The record is from RefSeq and is a predicted model, not a curated record. Gene Ontology annotation, biological process: proteasome-mediated ubiquitin-dependent protein catabolic process. The transcript is spliced from 10 exons. Gene Ontology annotation, cellular component: proteasome regulatory particle; proteasome complex. Gene Ontology annotation, molecular function: metallopeptidase activity; protein binding. The coding region runs from base 161 to 1090 and encodes 309 amino acids.
ACAAGCUGCUCCCGUAAGUUAAAUAAAAAACACAAUACAAAAUAGACAAGAAGAAAACCAACGUAAAUCAGAAUCUAAUUUUCGUAACGCUCAAGAAAUUGAAACUGAACUCCCGGAAAAGGAGAAGCAAUCGAAGCGAAAACGUCGAGAUUGAGGUGAAAUGGACGUGAUAAAGUCGCAGCAGAUACUGUCGCGGCCGAUCGAGAAAGUGGUGGUGCACCCGCUGGUGCUGCUCAGCAUCGUCGACCACUACAAUCGGGUGGCGCGUGACACCAGGAAGCGCGUCGUCGGAGUUCUCCUUGGAACUUCCUUCAAGGGCACCGUCGACGUCACCAACAGCUACGCAGUGCCUUUUGAGGAAGAUGAAAGGGACCCUAGCAUCUGGUUUCUUGAUCAUAAUUACCAUGAAUCAAUGUUUUCCAUGUUCAGAAGAAUAAAUGCCAAGGAGCAUGUUGUUGGCUGGUAUAGCACCGGUCCAAAACUAAAGGAAAAUGACCUAAGUGUGCACAGUCUUUUCAAUGACUAUGUCCCCACUCCAGUGUUGGUCAUUAUUGACGUCCAACCAAAAGAGCUUGGGAUACCCACUAAAGCCUAUUAUGCUGUUGAAGAGGUUAAAGAGAAUGCCACUCAAAAGAGCCAGAAGGUAUUUGUGCAUGUUCCUUCCGAAAUCGCUGCUCAUGAAGUUGAAGAAAUUGGAGUUGAACACUUGCUAAGGGAUGUAAAGGACACAACUAUCAGCACCCUUGCAACUGAGGUGACGGGGAAACUCGCUGCUCUGAAGGGAUUGGAUGCAAGAUUGAAAGAGAUUCGAAGUUAUCUUGACCUGGUUAUAGAAGGGAAGCUGCCUUUAAACCAUGAAAUCCUCUACCAUCUCCAGGAUGUGUUCAACUUACUCCCAAAUCUAAAUGUAACUGAACUUGUCAAAGCAUUUGCUGUCAAAACAAAUGAUAUGAUGUUGGUCAUAUAUCUGUCGUCCCUUAUCAGAAGUGUGAUUGCCCUACAUAAUUUGAUCAACAACAAGAUGCUUAACAAAGAACAUGAAAAAACAGAAGAUUCAAAGCCAGUUGCAGUGCCUACUGCUGGAAGCUAAAAGCAACUUUUCAGGUGAGCACGAAUCGGUGUGUGAAUGCUCCAAUUUCAUAGCACAACGCGAUCUCUGGAUUCAGAGAUGCAGUUAUAUACUAGACGUCACAGUCCUCUUACAAUCCAGUCAAGUCUCGAUGCCCCUCUUCGAUUUCAUCCACAACAAAGCCCGGGACUCGGCCAAUCAUCAGUUAACCUGAUGACUGGUAAUCAUCAAGCCAUUUCAGCUUUAUGGGCUGUAAUUGAAUAGCACUCUGCUGCAACGAAAGAUAAUUUUAUAUUCUCUAUCUGAUCAUGUGAUUAAUACUUCCAUAUUUUGUGGUUACUCUUUUCUCCGAUUUAUGUACAUUUCAUUUCAUUACUCAA